AUGCUUGUAAUUAGCAGUAUUCUACGAGAAAUCUGUCCCAUUUUGCAGCGUGGCCGUGAACGUCCAUCCCUGUUCCCGAACGGAAUCAAUCCGCUUGAUGCAGCUGCCGAGAGAUUCGCAAAACCGGUGCCAACAGCUGUUUUUGCUGCGCGUGCGCAAUCAAUAGGGCCUGCAGGAUUGGCAGGAAUUGUUCCGGUGACACUUUUGAGUACACCUUCAUCCAUACUGAAACAGAAUAAAUUGACGCUGGAUCUGAAACUGGAAUUUUAUGAAAUGCUGGCACCGUUAAGAGCGUUACCUGAGCAUAUUUUCGAUAAUUUGGAAGUAGCAGUGAAAGCUGUUUCGUUGGAAAAGAGACUGAAAGGCGGUGAAACACAUAACGACCGGACUUCUUGUUUUUCGAGGCAUACAGUUGCCGAAAAACCUCAACAAACCAAAACUGGGAACAGGUCGACGGACUGCAUCGCAUUGCGAACAAGACGAAAAAGUCGUUUAUCACAAGUAUGCGAAGAAACGGUAAGUUGGCUUGCACUUCAGUGGAAAGACCAAUUUUCCGCUUGCCUCCAAAAACAGUUCUAUUAA
This is a messenger RNA of Gongylonema pulchrum, 582 nucleotides long. NCBI's taxonomy places the organism in Eukaryota, Metazoa, Nematoda, Chromadorea, Rhabditida, Gongylonematidae. The record is from the annotation of a GenBank genome assembly.